Molecule: messenger RNA, 1009 nt
Organism: Cornus florida
Lineage: Eukaryota; Viridiplantae; Streptophyta; Magnoliopsida; Cornales; Cornaceae
Product: ubiquitin-conjugating enzyme E2 2-like
Exons: 6
Coding region: 216-674 (152 amino acids)
Source: RefSeq, a predicted model, not a curated record
AGUUAAGCUACAACAGAAUGCAGCGCCGGUGAGGAGAGAGGAGAGAGGAGAGACAGAGAGUGGGGACAGGUCUCGAGACACAACAAUCCAACCACUUGCUCCCAAUAAAAUACAAACUCCAUUUUUCUCUCUCUCUAAAACUCUCUAGGGCUUUCAAUCUGAAUCUAUCCAUAAUUCAACAAGUUUCCCAUCCCAACUGCUUACAGGUAAUAACAAUGUCGACUCCUUCAAGGAAGAGGCUGAUGAGGGAUUUCAAGCGGUUGCAGCAAGACCCUCCUGCGGGAAUAAGCGGGGCACCCCAAGACAACAAUAUAAUGCUCUGGAAUGCUGUUAUAUUUGGUCCUGAUGAUACACCGUGGGAUGGAGGUACGUUCAAGUUGACACUUCAGUUUACGGAGGAUUAUCCAAACAAGCCACCAAUAGUGCGAUUUGUCUCCAGAAUGUUCCACCCAAACAUCUAUGCGGAUGGAAGUAUAUGUCUGGAUAUUCUACAAAAUCAGUGGAGUCCAAUAUAUGAUGUAGCAGCUAUACUUACAUCUGUCCAGUCACUGCUCUGUGAUCCAAACCCUAACUCUCCUGCAAAUUCGGAAGCUGCUCGGAUGUUUAGCGAGAGCAAAAGAGAGUACAACCGUAGAGUAAGGGAGGUUGUGGAGCAGAGUUGGACAGCAGACUGAUUCUCGGCCGGUGCUCUUGUAUGGCCGUCCCCAGUCUCCCGGAGCUUGUGGGCUUGUCGCGGUCUCUCCAAGAACUAUUAUGCAAACUUUUUACCUAUAGUAUGAGAAACGAUUGCUCCCCUUCCUAUUGCUUCUGGUAGGGCUGUUUAUCUUGAUAUAAUUAUGAUAUGCUGCACUUGAUAAGCUUGUGUAAAUUUAAAUUCCACGUAUUGAUUUGCCUUGAAAUGUAAUGAACUUGCCUGCUGCUAUAAAUUCUGCUGUUUUGAUUCCAAUUACUAUAAAUUCCUUCAAAAUGCAAUUUGAUGACAGUGAUCAAGGCUCUCUUUGUCCCGAAA